AUGUCGGCUCCCCCGGGCGACCCAAUGGAUAUCACCUCCAGCAACAGCAACAGCAGCAGCAACAGUAACAGCAAUAGCAUUAACAACAACAACGCUACCAUGGCAGCUCCAAGUAAUUCGGAUUCCCUACCGCCGCCCAAGAGCCCGGUCGAGGAUACAUUAAACGCCCAGGCAGCCCCCAAUGGCCGACCGCAACUCUCAUCCGCAAACGAUCAGUUGUCUCCCGAUAACAUCAUCAUGCCAGCACCGGCUGCCGCUGCCCCCGCGGUUCACCAGCCCAAGAUUGUUCAGACGGCCUUCAUCCAUAAGCUAUAUAACAUGUUGGAGGAUAAGUCGAUACAGCAUCUGAUAUCAUGGUCACCCACCUCUGAGAGCUUCGUCAUGCAGCCGUCGCAAGAGUUCUCCAAGGUCUUGGCUCAAUACUUUAAACAUACCAACAUUUCCUCCUUCGUUCGCCAGCUCAACAUGUACGGAUUUCACAAAGUGAGCGAUGUCUUCCACCAUGGAGCUCCAGACGCCACCAUUUGGGAGUUCAAGCAUGGCAACGGCAACUUUAAACGCGGAGACCUGGUUAGCUUGCGGGAGAUUAAGCGUCGAGCUUCUCGGCAUUCUCUGGUACAUAGAGAGUACAGCAACAACCAGAAGGCUCCGCCAUCACAACCAGGUACCCCGGCCGAGCCUAUGCCUCCCAUGCAGGAAGUUCAAGGAGGAGAUCCUCGGCUGAACAAUAUCGAGCAUACUCUAUAUGAUCUCAGCACUCGACUUCAGCGGCAUGAAGAGAACGCCCAGUUUAUGCAUAUCAAGCAUCAGGCCAUUAUGGACACGGUAUCGCGUUUGCUUCAGUUCAACCAUGACCUUUCCCGGGCCGUUCUUGCUCUUGCUCCUUCUCCUGACAACCCGAUACACCACGACGUAUCGUCUUUGCAAGGGCAGGUUCAGCGCCAGAUGGAGGAGUUCCGCUCGCUAGAUGAGCCUCACGGGUCGGUCUUCGCUAGUACCCGUCCUUACUUUUCCAAUGUGGAGAAUGCCCCCGUAUCACCGCGGCAGAUGCCCCAAGACGACCCGCGAAGAUCUGGCUCUACUUUGACGGUUCCCGGUCAACCACCUCGGCUUCCAACUUACAACAAUUAUCGUCCUGCCGUCCCUUCAAACCUGUCGAUAAGUACUCCGGGUCGUAGGCCGUUUGGCUCCACUAGCGGCAACUCGACAGGGACAUCGCCAUCUUCCCUCCGCCCGCACCCGCCGCCUCCACCUCCGCAUCCGCUGUCGAGCGUUGACCUGCACCCGGGCUUGGCUAGGAGACAUACCUCUGCUGACAUCCGUGCUGCCGGCUGGCAAGGCAACCCUCCUCCUCCUAACCCUCCUCCGACCUUCUCUGGCCCUCCAUCCUCGCAAUGGCCUUCGUCGCCAAAUCGUCCUGGGUUUUCCGAAGACCAACGUAUUCGCGAUUCGUUUUCACACUACUCUCUGCAGUCUGCUUCGCAUCCUCGUUCCAGGCCAGCGUCGCCGCCUCCUCCUCCGACCUUCUCUACUAACGGUGGAGGGGACACUUUUGGGAAUUGGUCUUGGAACUCGGCUGGCCGUGAUAACAAGAAUCUUUCGGUGAGGGAUCACUCGGCACCGCCCACGAGGAGAGGAAGCAUGGCCCAUAUCCUGAACCCAACCGAUACUGCGGAAAGAGACGACGAGGACGAGGAUCCCCGAGGCGAUGAAGACCGCAAACGAAAACGUCUGAUCUGA
This is a messenger RNA of Neurospora hispaniola, 1740 nucleotides long. RefSeq names its product HSF-type DNA-binding-domain-containing protein. Gene Ontology annotation, molecular function: DNA-binding transcription factor activity; sequence-specific DNA binding. Gene Ontology annotation, biological process: regulation of DNA-templated transcription. The coding region runs from base 1 to 1740 and encodes 579 amino acids. Lineage: Eukaryota; Fungi; Ascomycota; Sordariomycetes; Sordariales; Sordariaceae. The record is from RefSeq and is a predicted model, not a curated record. The transcript has 4 exons.